AUGGAGGACAUCAUCUAUCAAGACCAGCAUUCGGAGGAUGGUAAGAGUGAUGUUAGCGACGAUGGCCCCAACGAGUACGCGGGUGAAGUCGCAGUCCCCGUCAAUGAAAUCAACGAGUGGUGCACUUCGGCAGACGCUGGUCCGUCAACUGACAACCAACAUGCCGCGAGCAUUUCACAUGAUGACUCUGAGCCUUCUGGAGAUAAUAUUCCCAGCAAUCUUGUCGAGGCCAACAAUCCUCUGAAUGAAGUCAACGAGUGGUGCACUUCGACAGACGCUGGUCCGUCAACUGACAACCCGUCAACUGACAACCAACAUGUGGCAAGCAUUCCACAAGAGAAUGCCGAACCUUCCGAAGAUGAUGUUCCCGGUCUUCUUGUCGAAAACAAUCGGGACCCUACGCAAAACAUUCUGGUGGAACUGAGCGCUUCGAAAACCCCAGACUGGAACUUUUUUCAAGGGCCUAUGGAGAGAUACACUCGAUUUGAAGUCAGCGAAGGUGUCUUUCUGCCCCCUACAUCAUCACCUGUCGCUGGCGAUGUCUUUGUGAAGGUCUCUAUCCGGUUUCGCCCCGUUGCAGGGAGGUUGAUAUUUGAAGUUUGGAUUCCCAAUCCCAACUUCCAGGCUGACAAGUCUCUCGUCCAUCCCGACAACAUUCUGCACCGUGCGCGGCUGGAGUUUGACCUACAUCCCCCCCAAGAUGUGAACCUUCCACCCUGCGUGGAUCAGAUGGAGAUUGUGGAGCAUUUUCCUCUCGCGGGCAAUGCCGACGAGACUGGUGUGCAACAUGAAGAUCCCUGCUUUGUCGACAUCACAUUCAUUGCAUCAAGAGGCAUUUCGCGCGGACUCCUCGUUCCUGAUGAAGCAUUUAGCGAUACAACCCGGGAACUUCUCUCUUUCCUCCGCUCAUUCGCGGGUGCUCGCUCAAACAAGCCCCGCAAGAUCAAAUUCCGGGUUGAUGUUGAACCCCAACACGUCUCCCGUCUCGAGGGAUUUCUUCAAACAAUCAGCCAAGUCCGUGAUGAUCCUCCAACUUCUGUCGCUUGGAAUGCUUAUCGCUCCAAGUCUGGCAAUGUGAGAUACAUCCAUGGCCAGCAAAAGCCCCGACAGAUUGUACGUCAAGAGUGGGGCAGCGAUUUGGUCAAGUUUAAAGCAGAAGACCACUUCCACGACUUGGAUGAGUACCUCACAAAGAUGGCGUACGGCGCUACUAUUGAAUGGUCCCGCCCCUAUGUGCAAACAGACAGGGUUCAAGAUAUCCAGUGUUCGGUGACCGUGAAAGAAUAUGGUACAAGCGUCAUUGCCAUUGCUGAGCUCUCUAAGACUUCCUUUCGUGAAGCCAACUUGCCAGACAGCCUGAAGGACACCGAGCUGAUCAUUCCCCAUGGAACCACCGUUCAGGUCAUUGUGACUGUUCCCCAGAAGGGUGACAAGCCAAGGAAAGAAAAGACCAAGGGCAUCACCAUUCCCAAUUACGCUGACUUUGGAGUCGGGAACGUCUACAUCGCUCUGUUUGGUAGAAAGCUCCUGAGUUUGGCGCGGGACCAGUCGUGGACGGGACAGCUGCAUUUUGAAGUCAACACAUCACCCCUCAGACGGCAGUUGAAUUGCCUUCAUCUGUUGGAUGGGGAUGAAUUGCGAAAGGAGAAGUGGAUGCCAGUGAUCCUCAAUCAGGAACCGGCAGAGUUGGACGUCGUCGACCCCGUGGCUGAUGUCGAUGAAGAUUCCAUCAACGCUGCGUUCCAAUACGUUUUCAACCUCAAGCCAUGGAACACAGAGCAACAGAGCGCUAUUCGCCUGGCAAGAAAACUCCCCGGACGCUUUGGGCUCAUUCAGGGUUACCCAGGAUGCGGGAAAACGGCCGUCAUGGCAGCCCUUGCACUCUUCUACGUCAAAUGCGGCUUGCAUGUCAUUCUUUGCGGAGCAAGCAACUCUGCAGUUGAUGCACUUCUGAAAGAACUUCAGGCUCUCGAGCCCACCGCAGAUGUCCUUCGCAUUCGCCGAGGUGCAAUUGAGUCACGAGCCAAGCUCCAGCACAACGCGGAAGAGCGAGCCGCUGAAGAGGAUGAGCUUGAGGCGCAUGCUGCAAUCAUCGGACUCUUGAAAGAUAUCGUGGAUACCCAGAAGCGCAAAAUUGAGGGGGAAUUUCCUGACGCUACGGUUUUUCAAAAAGUUUUGGCCAAAGCUCGUCAUGCCAUCCAGAAUGGUAUUACCCUUCAGAUCGACGUCAACACUUCUCCAAGUUCUUCUCCAGAUGAAGAAGACACUGAGCACCGAGCUGAGCUCAAAGAUGCGUACCAGAUUUUUCAUAAAUACCUGAGUUCCCCGAGAGCUUCCAAGCCCAAGAUGGGCGACUCUGAAAGGGAUGCCUGGUAUAAGAACGAGCGCGAAUUCAAAAAGGCCUACGAGGCGAUUUCAGCCGAAGUGAACAAGUGUUCCAAAAUUGUCGCUUGCACCAACAAUCUGGCAGGCACAGAACUAGUGAGGAAGCACUUUGCGGAAAGCAGCAACGGAAUCAUGGUUCUCGCCGACGAGGAUGGUCAAGCGAUCGAGAUUGACGCUUUGAUUCCUAUUAUGUACCUGGAUGCCAGCAACAAAGUGAAGGGCACCAUCCGUGGAGGCGACCGUCACCAACUCCCUCCACUUGUUCUCACUGCUCAAGAAUCGCCAGGUUUUAACGAAUUCGGUCCCCAAAUUGCCACGUCGUUGUUCGACCGACUUCUCAAGAACAACUUCCCAUCGGUCACGUUGUCUCGUCAGCAUCGUAUGAACCCGACUCUUGCGAUGUUUCCAUCGGCCUUCACCUACAAAGGAUCAAUGAAAAACGAUCCUAGCGUGUCCCGACUUGUCAUUCCACAGAAUUUCGAGGCAGCUCUCCUGAGAUGGUGCAAAGAGCACACUGGCCGACUUGUCAAGUCUCUCAACGGGAAUACACUCGCUCUCCAUGUGGAUGGCACAACAAGCACGAACGCAUUGACUUGCUCCCGCUCAAACAGCGCAAACGUGGCAGUCGCAAUGGACCUCCUCGAAUCGCUCGUCAAGGACGAAGCAAAUACAGACUUAUCCAUCGCGAUCAUUGUCCCCUACGCCGACCAGCGAGUUCUCUACGUACGUGCCCUCCUCCAGAUGGCAAAGGGGCUCGGCCGAGACAUUCAGAGACACGUCAGCAUUAAGACAAUCGACAGUAUCCGGGGUGGAGAAGCCGAUGUGGUGAUCCUAGACUGGGUCGUGUCUGGAGCUGAACGCAAUGCUGAUCUCGGUUUCACCAGAGACAAUCGAAGGGCAAACGUCGCAUUGACUAGAGCCCGUCUCUUCCUUGUGACUGUGUCCCACAGCGAGCUCUGUUCUCCCGAGGCUGCGCUCAAUAAAAUCCAGAAGCCAGUAGAGAAAGAAGCAGAGAUUCUGGCUCACUGCAAGCAGUUCGGAGGAGACGCCAUUAAGUGUUGUUGGAGUCACUGUCCUAAGUACUUCUUCGAGAUUGGCUCCAACGACGCUCCCAUUGACGACGCUCCCGUGGACGACGGAGAAGUCGCAUGGUGA
Aspergillus terreus NIH2624 is the source of this 3540-nucleotide messenger RNA. RefSeq lists its product as uncharacterized. NCBI's taxonomy places the organism in Eukaryota, Fungi, Ascomycota, Eurotiomycetes, Eurotiales, Aspergillaceae. Gene Ontology annotation, molecular function: 5'-3' DNA helicase activity. Bases 1 to 3540 code for a protein of 1179 amino acids. The transcript is spliced from 4 exons. The record is from RefSeq and is a predicted model, not a curated record.